Messenger RNA from Caenorhabditis angaria, 1006 nucleotides. NCBI's taxonomy places the organism in Eukaryota, Metazoa, Nematoda, Chromadorea, Rhabditida, Rhabditidae. The record is from the annotation of a GenBank genome assembly.
AUGGAUUUUUUGUUUGGUCGAAGGAAAACGCCAGCUGAAAUGCUUCGGCAAAAUCAGAGAGCCCUUAAUAAGGUAACUUUAAUUUAUCUCAAGUUUUUAUCUUUUGGUUUUUUUCAGGCAAUUCGAGAACUUGACAGAGAACGUGCUCGAAUGGAAGCACAAGAGAAGAAAAUCAUUGCAGACAUCAAAAAUAUGGCGAAAAAGAAUCAAAUGGAUUCAGUUCGAGUUAUGGCUAAAGAUUUGGUUCGAACUCGAAAUUAUGUCAAAAAGUUUAUAAUGAUGAAAGCGAAUAUUCAAGCGGUUUCGUUGAAAGUUCAAACAUUGAAAAGUCAAGAUGCAAUGGCUUCGGUUAGUAUUUUAAAUGUUUCAAAAUAGAAUAUGAUCCAGAAAAAGGUUCCAUAGCUUUUUUUGGAACCCUUAUAAACUCACAAGUUUCAUAUUUUCCAUAAAAAUUUUUUUAGGCGAUGAAAGGUGUUACAAAAGCGAUGCAAUCAAUGAACAGACAAUUGAAUUUGCCACAAAUCCAGAAAAUUAUGAUGGAAUUUGAGAAACAAAGUGAAAUAAUGGAUAUGAAAGAGGAAAUAAUGGGAGAUGCAAUUGAUGAUGCAUUGGGAGAAGCUGGAGAUGAAGAAGAAACUGAUGCUGUUGUUAAUCAGGUAUAUUUAUAUUUUGUUAUUUAAAAAUUUCAAUCGGAAUGCGGAAAUAUUCAUAUUUACCAAAACGAAAUUUUUUUCGGUUUCCUUAAAGAGAAAAAAAUUGAGAGGUUGUUAUUUCCAAAUAAUAUUUUUUCCAGGUUCUCGAUGAACUUGGUAUUCAAAUGGGCGAAGAAAUGGCUGGUUUGCCAUCCGCAGCUGGCGGUUUAUCUGCUGGAGGUGAAAAAGUUGGAAGACAAGCAGUUGCUGCUGGAGGUGGACCGAGUGGAAGUGGAGGAAUUGGUGGAAGCGGUGGGGGAGCUGAUAUUGAUGAUGAUUUGCAAGCAAGAUUGGAUCAAUUAAGACGAGAAUAA